This is a messenger RNA of Mobula hypostoma (lesser devil ray), 3676 nucleotides long. RefSeq names its product F-box protein 8 (gene fbxo8). The transcript is spliced from 6 exons. Gene Ontology annotation, biological process: regulation of ARF protein signal transduction. Bases 282 to 1220 code for a protein of 312 amino acids. Gene Ontology annotation, molecular function: guanyl-nucleotide exchange factor activity; protein binding. The record is from RefSeq and is a predicted model, not a curated record. NCBI's taxonomy places the organism in Eukaryota, Metazoa, Chordata, Chondrichthyes, Myliobatiformes, Myliobatidae.
CUUCCGUCGGGCGGCGCUUGUACGCAAGUCGCUGGCAUAAAAAGUUAAUUGGGGGCAGUAGCAGUGAGAGUAACGCAGCGGUUUUUCCAAAUAUGGUGACUUUGCUUCGCCCUUUCGUGGCUGUGUUGGGAUGGAUUUGAAUGAGGACGCUGAGCGCCGAGUUGAUGCUGUUUUCCGACCCGUGAUAGUUCACUCCCAUCCCUUGUCGUUUUGGGGCCGAAGUGGAAAUCGGACGAAUUGCGGCUCCAACAGGUAGGCGGAGUCGAGGCCAACCUAACCCGAUGGGGCAGGCGCUGUGGAGGGUUGCAAGAAACCAGCAACUGCAACACCAACGAUACACUGAGGACGGCUACUGUCUUGUAGAGCAUGACAGGAGGCUUGCUGCAGCAAAUCGCAAACAUGCCCAGGUUGGGAUUGACAUCUACCACAUGCUGAGAGUUGGCAGAUCAAAGGAAGAGCACGGAUUUCCAGAUCUGGAACUGUUACCCCCAGAGCUAAGCUUAACUAUUCUAUCAUAUCUGAAUGCAACAGACCUCUGCCUGGCUUCGUGUGUCUGGCAGGACUUGGCCAAUGAUGAUGUUCUCUGGCAAGGGUUGUGCAAGUCCACCUGGGGUCACUGUUCCAUAUACUAUAGAGUCUAUCCAGGUUUUAACUACAGACAACUCUACAUGCAGCUAGAUGAAGGCAGUCUUACCUUCAAUGCUAACCCUCAUGAGGGUAUAGGUUACAUUUUUCGUAAGGGAAUACUGGACAAUGUCCCAAAGGAAAUUGCAAAGUUUAUUUUCUACACAAGAACACUAAAUUGGAAGAAGCUUCGAAUUUAUUUAGAUGACAGGAGGGAUGUGCUAGAUGAGCUUGUGACACUGCACAAUUUCAGCAACCAAUUCCUACCUAAUGCACUUCGAGAGUUCUUUCGGCGCAUUCACGCUCCUGAAGAGCGGGGAGAGUACCUGGAGACACUAAUCACCAAAUUCUCACAGCGAUUUUGUGCUUGUAACCCGGCUGUGACCAGAGAUCUUGGCCUGAGUCCAGAUGCUGUUUAUGUACUUUGCUAUUCCCUGAUCCUGCUUUCCAUCGAUUUGAAUAGUCCACACGUGAAGAACAAGAUGUCCAAGCGGGAAUUUAUCCGGAAUACACGACGUGCUGCUCACAAUAUUAGUGAGGAUUUUGUAGGCCAUCUGUAUGACAAUAUUUACCUAAUUGGUCAUGUGGCUGCCUAAAAAAAAACUACCAUUUACAACUUUACCAGAACAUUUAAACUUAAAACUAUAAAAUUGCACAGUGAAGUACGUUAACCUUUUUAAAUGAGGAUUAUUUAAGAGCUGGUCAUUGUAAUCUUUUGUGUACAAUCAGAUCCUUUCUGUUUCCAUCUAGCCAUUGUUAGCACUUUAGUAACUGAAUCCCUGUUUAUAUUUUAUAUUGUUUAGUUAUAAGUUGCACAUAGUUGUGCCAAUGGUCUGAUGCAGCAAUUUGGGAAAUGGAUUAAUUCAAAACUGACAUAAUAGUGCAAGGGCUACAAUAGCACUGGAUGUUGGUAGUAGGGUUAACAAAUUAAGUGGGGCAAUGAGCCCCUAACUUUUCUUCCUUUUUUAAAAAGUGCGUGUGAUGUGUGUAAAUAUUGCAGAAUAAGAGAGAUUUAUAAUCAUAUAAUUAUUUUGUAAAAUAUUUUACUGAAAAGAAUUUUCUCUGUAUGAAGGGGUUUGUAUUUUUUCUGUUUUGGCUUUCAUUCCAUAGAAGUGACAUAAAAUAUAGCAUAUAGUUAUGUGAUCUUUGGCAUUUGAUGUGAUUACUUCAUCAAUAAAUGCUGGAAGUAGCAGUUUGGGCAGCACCUGUAGUUGGAGAAACAAGGAUAAUAAGUCAGGUCAAAGAUCUGUCACCAAGAUUUUAUAAUGUGGGUUGUCCAAAUUUUACAACAAAGAUCUAUUUUCAUAGUUGGUAUCACUCAUGAAAGAAUAUUACGAAAUUCAGUCAAGAUGUGUAUGUUGCUAUGAAGGUUGUAUGAAGAUUAAACUCUGGAUGAGUUUGUUCUAUUUAAAACAAAGCACUAGCUUUGCUUUCAAUUUAUUUCUAUUUUCAUAGGAAGUUGUCUUAGAAUAUGUGGUAUAUGAGGAAAUAGAAAAAAAUAAAUAUUAACAAUAGCAGGAGAGUUCUGCAAAUGCUGGAAAUCCAGAGAACACACAAAAUGCUGGAAGAACUCAGCAGGUCAGGCAGCAUCUAUGGAAAGGAAUAAAGAGUCGACAUUUUGGGCUGAGAACCGAGUCCUGAUGAACAAUCUCGCCCCGAAACAUCGACAUUUUAUUCCUUUCCAUAGAUGUUGCCUGACCUGCUGAACUCCUCCAGCAUUUUUGUUUUUUCACUCUAAAUACUACCAACCUUGUGUUGUAGUAUUUAAACUAAUUGUUUUAAGUUUUUUUUUCUUGUUCGGGUGAGAUGAAGGAUUGGGGAGGAGAGAACAAAUAUGCUUGUUUUUGAAAUGAAACGUUCCUUCAGCCUCUCCAGUUUUAAUACAUCUUUGCCAUAAAUGGUUCAUUCAACAUUUGGCAUUUGAUUGGCUAUUCUCAGAUGUGCCAAUGUUAACAUUAAAUUUGUCCUUGGCCUUAAAUUAGCAUGGGGAAAAUUCGGACAGUGUUUUCAAAGUUCAAAGUAUGUAUAUAUUUUACAACCUUGAGAUCCAUCUCCUUACAGGCAGCCACAAAACAAACCCAAAAGAACCCAUUUAAAAAAAACACUUGCACUUAAGUUUUGUCUGAGGGCUGAGUUGGAGUUGGAAUUGUGUUGUUUGUUGUCAAGUCUUGCACUUAAGUUAACAACUGAAUAGCUAAGCCACCUGAAGGACACUGUGACAUGGAAUUAUUAUGAGAAGGGAGAUUAAGAAAUAAAGAUUUCUGUUUUUGAAAAGUCUUGGACUUUGAUUUUCAAAAAUCAUGUUGUAUCAUAUGAAGGUGCAGCAGGGCAAAUGUUAAAAUGGCUGUUACUACUUCUAUAAAUUAUUUAAUAUCGCCCAUUAACAAUUAGAAAUCAGGACAAUCUUAUUCAUAUGAAGGAAGAAGAUUUAAAAAAAACAACUUGGGAUUCCCAUCAGGAAUUUCCUCUGGAGAUUUUAGUUGUUUCUGAAGACACUGCAGUCUUUAUUUUUGUAAUGAAGAAUUGCAUUUAAAAAAAACAUACUAAACUCAUCUACUCUUCAGCAUUUGGUACUUUAAUAGAAGCAUUCUCACCAAGACUUGGUACUAUACUGGCUGUUGUCCUCUUUUGCUGCAGAGCUUCAACUCAAAUUCCCAUUGCCUUCACAGAUGCUGCCUGGCUCACUGAAUUCCUCUCAAAGUUUUUUUUUUGCUCUGGAUUUCAGCAUCUGCAAUCUGUUGCAUCUCCAUGGCAUUCCUGUUUUAUACAUGUUCCUUCAUUUUCCCACUAUAUGCUUGUUUCAGAGUUCAUCAUGUUGAGUAUAAUAUGGAGAUUUUUUUAAUUUUGCAAUUGCAAAGGAAAAAGUUGAAGGUAAACAGAAAAUAAAUGUUUUCCAAAAUUUAAACUGACUUUUCAGUUGAGAAACAUUUAUAAAGAACAAGAAGGUUUCUGUAAAAAAAAACUUAUUUUGGUUUAUUUGAAAAAGACGUUGAAAAAGACGUUUUUUACACAAAAAUUGGGUGUCACUGAUUAUGGACAACAACUUUCUGAA